UUCGUUGGGCCUUUAUGACAAAAUACAUCUAAAAUAUAUUUUCUUUCAGGUUGCUUAGCUUUCAUUUGAUAGUCAGAUGAUAAAGUUAACCUAGUGUGCUCAGUAUGGACUUGUUUAGCGAAAAAUGGAUAUAGAAAUAAGUAAAUCCUGGUCACAUGACUGACCCAGCCCUUACCACACAAUCAAAAGUGAAAGUAAACUAACUGAAAGUACAAUGUGGUCUGCCGACAUUUUAUGAUAAUUACGAUUUCUACAUCAGAGAAACGUUUUUACGAUUAUUUAUAGUAAACAUGUAUGGUUGAUUUAUCUUAGGGUAUUUAAGAUGCACGUGCUUUACUGUAUUUUUAUUUCAGCACUGCUGAAGAUCGCUAAUGGGUUUACAGUGAAGGGUUCCUCAGGUCCUCUGGUUGUUCCUCUGGGAGGUUCAGUGGUUCUUCCCUGUUCUGUUGAUUCACUCUUACCACUGAAAGAUCUGGAGGUGGAAUGGAGAAGAUCAGACUCACAGACUCUCAUUCAUCUGUAUCAAGAUGAAGAUAUCAGACCAGAGGCUCAACAUCAGGAUUAUCAUGAUAAAGCUCAUUUCUUCACUGAAGACAUUAAACAUGGAAACUUCUCACUACUGUUGAACAAUCUGACAGCUGAAGAUGAGGGACAAUACACAUGUAAAGUUCACGCUGGACAAGAGUCUGGAGAAACUGUGGUGGAAAUUAAACAUGUUGAGCGUUUGAUAUUAUCAGGAUCAAGUCAGUCAAUAUCUGCAUCUGUGGGUGAGGACGUAACUCUGGGCUGCUCUGUGAACUCUCACAUCAAACCUGAAGAGAUUGAAAAGGUUUUAUGGAAGAAAAUAGAUAAAGAUGAAGAAAUCCUGGUUCUUCUCUAUCAAAACAAUGAAAUUCAAUCAGGAUCAUCAGAUGAGCGAUACAGAGACAGAGUUGAGUUCUUCACUGAUGAAAUCCACAGAGGAAACUUCUCUCUCAGACUGAAGAGAGUCACAAAUGAAGAUAAAGGAGUUUACAUCUGUCAAGUGUUUACUGGAAGACUUUCUGCAAACACAACUGUAAUACUGGAGAGACUGGGUUUCUCAGUUUUACACAUAAUAGUGUUGAUUCUGUGUAUUACUGCAUGUGGAUCUGCUCUUCUGUUCUGCUGUCUCAUCUACUGCACAUCAAACCAUAAAGGGUUCAGUGUGAAAGCUUCUUGUAAGGUUCCUCGUAGAGGUUCAGUGGUUCUGUCCUGUUUCAUUGAUCCAGAUAUAAUAAAGAAAGGAUUAAAGGUGGAAUGGAGUAAAUCAGGCUUGGAGACUCCAUUGUGUGUGUAUCAAGAUGGAAAUAUCAGGAAUAAUAACUCUAGUGCUCAUUUCUUCACUGAAGACAUUAAACAUGGAAACGUCUCACUCUUGUUGAACAUUCUGUCAUCUACUGAUGCAGGAGAAUACACAUGUAAAGCUUACAGUGAAGAGAGAUGUGUGUUUUCAGUCAGUGUGAAUUUAAAAAUAAUUUACAAUGAUUCAAAGUACACUGUGGAUUAUUCUUGUGAUCUGGUUGUUCCUCUGGGUGGUUCUGUGGUUCUGCCCUGUUUUAAUGUCAAAACUAGAAGAAUACCAGAAGAAGGACUGAAGGUGGAAUGGAGUAAAUCAAAGAGAUCAGUGUGUGUGUAUGAAGAUGAAGAUAUCAGGAAUCAUCAGGAUUAUCAUGAUAGAGCUCAUUUCUUCACUGAAGACAUUAAACAUGGAAACUUCUCCCUCAAGUUGAAGAAUGUGAGAGAAGAAGAUGAGGGACAAUACACAUGUAAAGUUUACAUUUUAAACAGAGAAGAGUUUUCAGUCAGCACACAGUUGGCACCAGCACUUCUAGUUUCGGGUUUCCAUCUCCAGCUGUUUAUGGUCUUCAGUCCACAUAUCAUCAUGUUCUUUGCUUUUAUCUUCUGGGGUAUUUCUGAAGGAUCUGUGAAUGAGACAAUCUGCUGCUGUGCUCUUUAUUUACUCAGACCUCUCACGCUACUCUGGGCAGAUCCAUAUAUGAAUCAUUUUAAAGGCAAAAUUAAAGAACUGAUUUUGGAUUACAGUUAUGUUGCUGAAUAUUUUGUUUUGACAGCUGUUGUUUAUUCAGCUCUUUUAACAAAUACUUUGGAGAAACUUCUGAAUUAUGCAGUAUUUGACAGAGUCUUGAUCUUAGUCCUCUAUGUAUUGAUGUUUAUCUGCUGCUUCAGUAAAAGCAUUUACAUUUUAGUUGCAAAGAUUGGAAAGAAAACAGGACUAAUUAUUAAAAUAUUUGAUAUUGUUGCUGAUCUGACCUUUGAGAUUCUGCCUAUGCUACAAUUCAUCCUUCUGUUUUAUACAUUUGGAUCAGCCAGAGGAGGAAUCAUCAUCAUUGUUGCCAUUUUACCAAUGUUACUAACAACGACAAAUGAAAGAAUGUUUUACAAAUGUCGUAGGCGCUUAAACUGGUCAUAUGAGCUCAUAAGAACAGUUCAGCUCAUUGUCACAUUAGUGAUGAAUGCAGUCAUGAUCGGCUUUUACAUCUUUACACUGGAAAAUCAAACAGAUCCUAUUGGAUGGGCCUGUGCGAUGGUGUUUCUGCAGAUACUCUGGGCAGUUUUGAGAUUCUCAGAUCAGUCUGCUUGGUUCUCUAUUUCUUUAGGUUUUCCUCGUUAUAUCUCUGUGUAUGUGUUUGGAUCAGUUGGUGUUGUUUUAUUCAUUGCUGUUACUCUGAUAACUGAACUGACACUGAAAACAGUUAAUGGUGAUCGUGCACUGAUGGAUCUGAGAUUUAUUGUCUUUCCAUCUGAAUGUUUAUUCAUCUUGUCUGUGAUGAUUUCAGGACAACUUGCAUCCAAGAUUAAAACGCGUCUGCAGUCUUGUAAGAAGACAAUGAGAUCUAAACUAAAUUCAGCCAGAAGACCACAGCAGAACCAAAAUGAAGAUUCACAGAGAUCACAGGAUCAGGUGACACUCGAGCUACUGGAACAAAACAGAACAUAGCAGAAUCCCAUGAAUUGAAUCAUCUAUUUGAAAACUGAAGACCAGGAGACUGUUGGAAUGAACAUUUGAUUCAGUCUGAAUCAGUCAUCUCACAAACGAUUCAUUAAGCAGAUCUCACAAGCUGAUUGGUCAUGAACACCCAGUUGACCAUUAGUUCAAACUCUUAUGAGGUCUAAUAGACUGACAGUUCAGUGUUAUUUUUCAUCUAUAAUGUAGAUAGUUUUGUACAUAGAGUUUUUUUAAAUUAGCUAAUGCUUUGUUUUACAUAUUAUUAGACACAAAUAGACACAUUUAGAGAGUAACUAAACCCCUGUUCAGAGCCUGACUCCACCCACUAGAAAUAUUUCUAAAAUGCAAGAAAAGUGGGCAGAUCCCAACAGAGAUAGAGGGGACGAACUAAGCUCGUACCAAGAGUGUGGUGAGAUCAGAACAAGGACGUGGUGAGUUUGAACCUGCUUACGUAGGGUGGUACCACUUACGUCACGUAGUACCGCAACAUCCUAUAGGAAAAUUCAACUGCAGUAGCCACCGUUCAACCUGAAGAGGGCAGCACUCAGACGUUUUUACCAUGGGCGAGGCUAGCCCCUUUUUAGGGGUGCUUCAAAACUUGGAGUAAGAAAUUUUGUUUUAUUUUAAAAUUUUGUUCGUCUUUGACAAGGUUAAAUAUUGUACAAAACAUACUCCGUAGUUUGUGGUUUAAAAUGUAUAUGUUAAGGAUGAAAAAGAAAACCUCCCUGCUUAGCAAAUGGUGUCAUCCUCUUAUUCUACUUCUCUGUACCUGCAUCAGCCCGACCAUGACCAUCAUCCAGCGCGAAACACACGCAGAGUGAGAAUCCGUUAUAGUGUUGUGAUGAAACUUUUUUCAAAUCUUACAAAAUGUUUACGUUAUGUUUAUGAGCGAGUACAUCACGAAUCAAUCUUUCAAGCCUGUUUUUGUCUAUUACUGAAUCACCAUGGUACACAAAUUAUAAGUGUUUAUUUUUGGAGUAUUUUAGUCCGGCGGGUACCCGCGCGCUGCGGAGUAGCACAGUACCUGGGUGACUCGUCCAUAGACUUAAACAGAGAGAAAUAGCGUCGGUUACAAUGUUCUUCCGCAAGACGCAUGCUGUUCUGUUUAUUAACCGCUAGAACGUGAAACAUAAACUGCGUCCCAGUGUGUAGUUGAGUACAUGUGUCUCUGUUGUUAAAGUUUAUCGUUAAUUUGAGACUCACUCAACAACCAGGAGUCAUGUAAACACGACCAGAGUCGUAUAAAGAGAGAGUAACGACACGCUUUGAUCUCGCCGCCGCGCGGUCACGUGAUUCAUGUAACGUUCUACAGUUCCAAACCAGGCAGGGCUGUCAAUCUUUUUGCAUAGGUUUUCAGCUAUUUUAGGUAAAUAUUAGCUUGUAAUGUGAAUUGAUUACUAUACUUACUAUGUUUAUAUAUUUUUUUUACUAGGGAGUGAUGGAAAUACAGUAAAUCAGUUAAUAAAGAUAAACAGUUAAUGGUGACCCAAAGAUAACUGUGGUUAUCUAUACCAACUACAGCAACACAGUUUAUCUUUUAUUUUUGUAGCAAAAUGGCUAUCAAUCUGCUAAAAACAUAAUUCCUACGCAUUUAUAUUUUAAAAUCACUAAAAAGAUCGCCGACGUGGUUAUUUGUAACAGUGAAACAUGACAGAAACACACUAAAUUCAUAUUUAAUUAUAUUUAUAGUACACAUUAAAUGUUAAUAUAAUUAUACAUGAUAUUCGAGGAUACAUCACUCGUAUUACUUACCAAAUACAAUAAAACACAUAGCAGAAUUGUGAAGCAGUGUGACUUUCUUAUGAUGCAUUUAGCUUCUCGCUGUUGCCCCCUAGUGUUACUCGUAAUAGAUAUAAAAGAUAUGAUAAGUAUAUAUUAAAGUAGAUGGCCACCAGUAAGAAAAUAUUAAACAAUUAAAUCUAUUUUAUUCGCACAUUAUACACAACAAAUUUAAAAUAUAAGAAUUAAGCUAGUUAUUAUUAACAAUAAUCAUUACCUACAGCUGAGUUCAUAAAAUAUCACUACUUGACUAUAUUCAUGAAAUGUCCGAAAAUGUAAAGAGAAACAGUAAUUUCAUCGAUUUACCAGCAGGUGCUAUUAAAAUGAAUGGGCUUCAGUGCUGCGUUUGUAACUAUGCGUCACUACAUGACACGCUGUUACUUCCGCAUUCCAUUCUUCCAACGGACGCCAAUGUGAGUGUCGUAACUCUCUCUUUAUACGACUCUGAACACGAUGUCACGUGUGUCUUUUCUGGUCAGUCGUCAUGGAAACAUGGCAUUUGGACCAGAGUGAAAACAAACGACAUAUUAUACCAGUUAUGUGUGAAAUUAACUGUGGUAUUUUAAGUGAAUUGUUAUUCAUAUCUGUUAUUUUUCAGUUCUGUUUGACUUUCAAACUAGACAAUACAUUUUUUUAGCUUGUAACACGUAGAUUAAUAUGAAGGAGAUAACGUUUUUAACCCUUAGUGCAGGAGUCACAAGUGUUUUGUUUUAGACAUAUGGUAAAGGUAAUGGUUAAAUUAAAGAACUGGUAAAAGAAAAGCUGUAAAUUAAAAGAUAUUAAUAAACCUACCAUAUGUUGUAUGCAUAAAAGAUGUAAAUUAGAAGAUUUGUCAUUUUGACAAAGGCUUAAAACAAUACACUGUAUAUUUACAUAAAACCAUACCUGCACUGCUGCUGUAGCCCACCUUUUGUCCUGUAUUUUAUAGUGACCUUAUAUGCCUCCUUAACAUGUGAAUAACCUUACUUUUCCAAAAAAAGUUAUUUGUAGAUCUGUGUUUACUAGACAACCAUGCUGAGAAUUCUGGGCCAAAAAUGGUUUGUAAUACUGCCGUGCCGAACCAGGCUCAAGUGGAAACAUAACUAUAACCUUUCCUUACUGUCCUUAAAAUGGCUUGGCCACAACGGUGGAAAAGUGCUCAUUGUUUCAUGCUGUUCCUUAAAACAUUGUUUUCACAUGAUGUCAUGGCCUCUUUAAAUACAUUUUGUAUGCCCUUCUGUACAUAUUUCUUUACAUGUGCAUGCUGUACAGGUGUGCAAUGACGAUAAAGAUAUUUUAAUAAAUUAUGGUGUAAGAUAUAGGAAUUUAUCACUUCGUCAAAAUUUGUCACAACCCCCAUUACCAUCUUGUACCAUCUGCAUUCCUGUGCUGAUAGUGAUCAAAGACUAUUGUCUCAGCUGUUUAUCCAGUACAGUGGGGGUUAAAGGUGAUCUUCUGAUUGGUCAGUUUGAUUGUAUUAUGUUGGGUUUAGUCACUUGGUCAAGGCAAGGGGAUAAAAAAAGAUGUUUUGGGGGUCUCAGGAGGCUUCUUCUCUGCUUCUUGCCCUUGCACUCUUUUUCUAUGGGCUAGUCUCCAUGGGCUUUUGCAUUGGCCUUUUUCCCUUUGCUUUUCCUCUUCACAUGAGUUCUUGGGUUUAGGCCAUUAGGCCAAGAUUUCAGUUCUCAAUGGUGAUUCUCUUUCUUCUAAACUUUCUUUCUUUCUCUGUUCUCUAUAUUAUCAGGUAAUAUCUCACAUACAUUGGAAACAGUUAAUUGUACAUAUAUUAAUUACCAUUUCAUGCAUUUAUGGUGUAACCAACACCCUGAAGCUAUUUUGGGGAUUUUCGCCUGGAUUUGGCCUACCCAAUUUCAAAAGCUUCCCAUACCCACAUGCAGAGGUUUACAUACAAAAGUUUGGUAUCAUUUUACAGGAAACCCUUUGAAAUUACAUAAAACACUGUUAAAAGUGCUAAACAUGGUUGUAUGUGAUGUCAGGCCUCUAAUAAACACAAAAAUAAAUAGGCGCUUUUUAUGUUUUUUUUCUAAAGUUUUUAUUUGAAAGUAUAUAACUCUGGUCCUGGGUAUCUCAGGUCCCUGCAGACAGUUUUGUUUGAUUCCAGCAAUUGUCAGCUUACAGAGGAAAAAGGAAUUUUUUCUCUAUCAUAAUAUAUGCAAAAGUUAUUUUACUCCAACUGAUGGGAGGAAUAAUACGCUUAUGGUGUACAAUUUCUGCCAAAAAACAUUUGAAGUGCUACCAUAACCACAUACAGUGGAAUAAAUGCAAUUUCUUUAUAUCAUUUUAAAGAAAACCCUUUGAAGUUACAUAAAAAGCUGCUGUUUGUGACAAAUAUUGUUAUUUAUGUUGUUUUUCAUAUGAUGAAACACCAAAUUUUAUUUUUUAUGUUGUAAAUACUGUCUUUGAUAGUGUAUAACU
Paramisgurnus dabryanus is the source of this 7180-nucleotide messenger RNA. RefSeq lists its product as uncharacterized. Lineage: Eukaryota; Metazoa; Chordata; Actinopteri; Cypriniformes; Cobitidae. Gene Ontology annotation, cellular component: external side of plasma membrane. Gene Ontology annotation, biological process: cell surface receptor signaling pathway; positive regulation of T cell proliferation; negative regulation of T cell proliferation. The record is from RefSeq and is a predicted model, not a curated record.